UGGACCUAUAAAUGCAUACCAAAGUGUAACUUUCAUGCAAAUCAAAAUCAAAUAAUUUUGAUUUUUCCAAAUGGGUUGCAUUAAAAAUGUCUUGGUUUUACUAGCUUUGAUUUUGCAAGGCUAUGGAAAUAGUGAAGUUCUUGUGGUGGAUUAUUACAAAGAAAAAUGCCCAAAAGCAGAAGAAAUAGUGAGAAAUAAUGUUGAAUUUGCUGUUGUUAAAGAUCCUAGAAUGGCUGCCUCUUUACUUCGCUUGCAUUUUCAUGAUUGUUUUGUUUUGGGCUGUGAUGCAUCAGUUCUGCUAGACGGCUACGGAGAUAUGGUUAGUGAAAAGCAAGCAGGGCCUAACCUAAAUUCAUUACGUGGAUUUGAAGUUAUUGAUAAAAUUAAGUACGAUUUAGAAGAAGCUUGCCCACUUUCUGUCUCUUGUGCUGAUAUUUUAGCCAUUGCCGCUCGUGAUGCUGUUGCCUCUAGAGGAGGGCCAAGAUGGGAAGUAUGGCUAGGCAGAAAGGACUCAUUGAGAUCUAGUUUUGAUGGUGCCAACAACUUUAUUCCUUCUCCAAAUUCAUCUUUAGAGACUCUCAUUGCCAAUUUUAAGCAACAAGGUCUCAACAUUGGAGAUUUGAUUGCUUUAUCAGGUAGUCACACAAUGGGAAAAGCAAGAUGUUUAAGCUUUAAGCAAAGAGUAUAUGAAGUGAAAAAUCCUGAAGAAAAUUAUGACAAGUAUAAAAGAUACACUACAUUCAGAAGAAUCCUACGGUCAAUAUGCCCCAGAUCAGGGAAAGACAAUGAAUUAGCACCGCUUGAUUAUGUGACUCCAGCAAGAUUUGACAAUAAUUAUUUCAUAAACAUUCUUGAAGGAAGAGGGUUGUUAAAUUCUGAUAAUGUGUUGGUUUUUGAAGAUGAUGAAGGAGAAAUAAUUAAGCAAAUAUGGGAUUAUGCCUCUAAUCAAGAUUUAUUUUUUCAAUCAUUUGUGAAUUCUAUGGUUAAGAUGGGGAAUAUAAAUGUAAUUAUGGAUGGUGAAGGGGAAAUUAGAAGAAAUUGUAGGUUUGUCAACAAUUAGGUCAUUUUUAUUAAAAACAUGUACUCUUAAUUCCA
Messenger RNA from Mercurialis annua (annual mercury), 1095 nucleotides. Its product is annotated as peroxidase 20. The record is from RefSeq and is a predicted model, not a curated record. Bases 71 to 1060 code for a protein of 329 amino acids. Gene Ontology annotation, molecular function: peroxidase activity; heme binding. The transcript has 4 exons. Gene Ontology annotation, biological process: hydrogen peroxide catabolic process; response to oxidative stress. NCBI's taxonomy places the organism in Eukaryota, Viridiplantae, Streptophyta, Magnoliopsida, Malpighiales, Euphorbiaceae.